Molecule: messenger RNA, 804 nt
Organism: Cajanus cajan (pigeon pea)
Lineage: Eukaryota; Viridiplantae; Streptophyta; Magnoliopsida; Fabales; Fabaceae
Source: RefSeq, a predicted model, not a curated record
AUGCUUGUGGCGAGAGGAGUUACAGUUGAUUGGGAUUGCUUUCGGACGGUGUUUAUGGAGAAGUAUUUCCCGGAGAGCGUGAGACAUGCCAAGGAGGCUGAGUUCAUGCAGUUGCACCAGGGAGGGCUGUCUGUAUCGAAGUAUGCAAUGAGGUUCGAGCACUUGGCUCGUUUUUAUUCACAGGCUAUUUCUGAGGCCUGGAAGUGCAGAAAGUUUGCUGAGGGUUUGAAGUAUGAGCUAAAGAAGGUGGUGGUGCCUAUGGCCAUCACCGAGUUUCUAGCCUUGGUAGAGAAGGCGAAGAUUGUGGAGAGGUUAGAAGGGGGUGACCGUGUGAUCAGAUCUAUUGAGGGACCGGCUGGGUCCAAGAGGGGAGCUGGAAGUCAGAGGAAGCCGUAUGAUAGGCCCCCACCACAACAAGGGGGUCCUGUCAUUAGGCAACCUGCUGAGACUACCAGAGGAGGAGGACAGGGUGGAGGUGAUGCCCUUAGGUGUUACAGGUGUGGUGGAUCCCAUUUGAUCAGGGAUUGUCCACACACCGAGAGCAGAUAUUUCAGAUGUCAGCAGAUGGGUCAUGUGUCUUUCAACUGUCCCACCAGGAGUAGACAGGAGAGGAGUACUCAGAGGAGUGAGGCACAGAGAGCUGAUACUCAGAGGAGUAGUAUGCAGAGGACUGAGACUCAAAGGGGUGACAGACCCACUACAACUGUGUCGACGCCCGCAUCUGCUUCAGUAGUUGCUUCUGAGCUGUGUGCUAACUGUCCUAUUGUUGUCAAUGGGAAGAAGUACAAGGAAGAGGAUGAGUAG